Messenger RNA from Lentinula edodes (shiitake mushroom), 1680 nucleotides. Its product is annotated as cytochrome-450 hydroxylase. The transcript has 9 exons. The record is from RefSeq and is a predicted model, not a curated record. NCBI's taxonomy places the organism in Eukaryota, Fungi, Basidiomycota, Agaricomycetes, Agaricales, Omphalotaceae. Gene Ontology annotation, molecular function: iron ion binding; oxidoreductase activity, acting on paired donors, with incorporation or reduction of molecular oxygen; monooxygenase activity. The coding region runs from base 1 to 1680 and encodes 559 amino acids.
AUGGCACUCUUUCAGGCAAUACUAGCUUUCGUGGUCAUCUUUGCCUCCUUCGCUUUAUACUAUCUGUUUAUUAUCAAGUACUUCAACCCUCUCAGGCAUAUAGCUGGACCUCCAGUUCGAACAUUGUUUGCAAACCAUCUUUCCGCGGUUCUCGAUCCCAAACGAACCCCUGCUGUACAUAAGCAUUUAGCUGAGAAAUACGGUCGUUCAGUACGCAUUCGUGGAGUUGGACCAUGGGAUGAUCGUCUGCUGACCUUGGACACUGUUUCGCUGAAUUAUGUUUUGAAGAAUUCGACUCUGUAUGAAAAGCCAUGGCAAUCUCGGCGGCUCAUUACGUCUCUCAUAGGAUGCGGUAUGCUCUCAGCCGAAGGCCAGAUGCACAAACGUCAACGACGUAUAGCUACUCCGGCUUUCUCUAACCAAAACAUGCGCGCGCUCAUUCCUCUGGUAUUCCAGAAAGGAGAUCAGUUGAAGAAUCGGUGGAUGGACAUAAUGAAUGCAGGUACAACAGAAGCUGCGACUGUGGAUGUUUGUCAAUGGAUGAGUCGUGCCACUUUCGAUAUCAUUGGUCUUGCAGGAUUCGAUUAUAAUUUCAACUCCAUUCAAGAUGAAUCCAACGAGCUGUUUUUGGCUUAUAAAGAAAUGUUCGACAAAGUCAUUGGGAAAAGUACCUUCUGGGGGACCUUGGCUUCGGUCUACUUUCCUACACUUUUCAAAAUCAUCCCCAACCAAAGGUCCCGCACAAUAGAGCGAUGUCAGGCUGUUAUUCGACGAGAAGCUGGUAACAUGAUAACGGAGAAGAAGCGGAAAAUUGCAGAAGGAAAUGAAACAGGCAAGGCAUAUCAGGGAAAAGAUAUCCUCACCCAAUUGUUAACUUCUAAUGCCGCCAUAGACAUUCCAAUUGAGCAGCGUAUCGAUGACGAGGAGAUGCUUCACAAUAUCAAUACAUUCAUGUUUGCAGGUUCUGACACCACAUCUCUUACUGUCUCCUGGAUUCUUUACCUGCUUACCGAGAAUCCCGAAAUGCAAGAACGCUUGCGCGCCGAGCUGUUAACAGUAUUACCUCCUACGGCUCCGACUAACCUUUCCGAAUUAACUGAAGAAGAGACACAAUCCCUGUACGCCGAAGUUUCUGAGCUCCCAUACCUGCACAAUGUCAUGCGCGAGGCACUGAGGCUGAUACCUCCGUUACAUUCAACUUUGCGUGUUGCAACUAAAGACGAUGAGAUCCCGGUAUCAUAUCCAGUGCAUCGCAGUGAUGGAUCGGUCGAUGAGAGCGCACAGAGCAUACAUAUCGCGAAAGGAACAUUCGUACAUGUGUCUGUCGAAGCGUUCAACCUUGAUCAGGAUGUAUGGGGAGAGGACGCUUGGUCAUUUAAUCCGGAUCGAUGGGAUGACCUUCCUGAGAAAGCUCGAGAGCAACCUGGGCUAUUUUCCAAUAUACUUUCAUUUUCCGCUGGGCCAAGGUCCUGUAUAGGCAUACGCUUUGCUCUGAUAGAGAUCAAAACGUUCCUCUUCGUCCUCCUCACCAAUUUCGUCUUUCAAUCAGGUCUCGACCCAAUCGAGAAAAUUAAUGUCGUUUUAACUAGGCCUUUUGUAAAAAAGCAGUUUAGUAAAGGGAGCCAAAUGCCUUUGAUUGUCAAACGAUUCGUACGUAUGGGGCAGGUCCCCGAAAUCUAA